GCCUCUCGGUAAUCCGCCAUGAUUGUUUUUUUGACAUAUGGAAUACUGGGUCCAAUGUGAUCUACUGAAAUCUCGCGUUGAAGGUCCGACUCAUCACCAUAGUAACAUUAAACGCUCUCUCGCUGGCUGUGUCAAAUGAAACAAUGAGCGCGACUAACAAUAAUCAAGAAAAAGAGGACGCGAGUGUUCCCACUGAGAGUGAUGAUGACUUUAAAUAUGAAGAAGUAUCUCUAGAAGAUGACUGGAGUUUAACAGAAGGGGAAGAAGACUUAGAAUCGACGAUGAAAGCAAUCCAAAGCCAGGCAGAUGCCAAUGCUCGGGCUGCUCCCGGGCCAAACGCAACCAACAACAAACACCAACCUAAAGCUGUUGAUGACUUUUUACGAAACUUUCUCCUCCAAAUGGGAAUGACAAAAACACUUGACUGUUUUCAGACUGAGUGGACCGAGAUGGUGCAGAAAGGGCUGGUGUAUGCGGAGCGGGUCGGUGGGGUACCGGACGUGUACACUAACAACCAGCGUCUGGACAGCGAGCUGAAAAACGCCCAGCGGGAGAGGGAGGAGUACAGGCUGACAGCCUCUACUGCGGGUGAGACUCUAGUGAGGGUCAAGAAAGCCAGAGACUUCCAUCGGCUGCAGCAUAAGCGUGUUGUCCAGGAGAAAAACAGGCUCAUCGAGGAGAUGAGAAAGCUCAAGGUUCAAUGCAACAGCUACGAGCUUGGAGUAAAGCGGAUGAAUGAAAAAUACAAAGCAGUUUUAAAGCAGACCGUGAUGGUGACUUUAGAGAGGGACAAGGCAUUAGGACGGGUGAACCGUCGCUCAGCUCAGCAGAACAUCCGCUCCUGGGGGGAUGAAGGCGAAGAAGAAUUGAUGAACAACAAAGUAGAGCCAUGUGUCAAAGGGACAACUCAUCUAGUGACCCAGCUCAGGUCUCCUACAUCUCCAGACCCUCCAAGGAGUCAGACUAGAGUGCAGCCAUUGAAGGCAAAUGUUCGUUGA
Messenger RNA from Xiphias gladius (swordfish), 998 nucleotides. RefSeq names its product sperm-associated antigen 16 protein-like. Gene Ontology annotation, biological process: axoneme assembly. NCBI's taxonomy places the organism in Eukaryota, Metazoa, Chordata, Actinopteri, Istiophoriformes, Xiphiidae. Bases 144 to 998 code for a protein of 284 amino acids. Gene Ontology annotation, cellular component: axonemal central apparatus. The record is from RefSeq and is a predicted model, not a curated record. The transcript has a single exon.